Leopardus geoffroyi (Geoffroy's cat) is the source of this 2654-nucleotide messenger RNA. It is a transcript of the gene COCH, whose product is annotated as cochlin. The coding region runs from base 200 to 1852 and encodes 550 amino acids. The record is from RefSeq and is a predicted model, not a curated record. Lineage: Eukaryota; Metazoa; Chordata; Mammalia; Carnivora; Felidae. The transcript has 12 exons.
GUUUGGUUCCGAGGCCGCGUGGACCUGGUAGCUCUCUGGGGGGCGCAAGGCCUGGGCGGGCGGCGGCCCUGGGUCACCUCAGCCGCCUGGGCCAAAGCAGAGCCGGAGUUCACCGCGAGGGCCGCAGCUCCGCCGUCGGGAACCGCGAGUGGGGGACCAUCCCUCCUCAGCCCGGGACCAAGCAGCCCCCUCGACCACCAUGUCUGCAGCCUGGAUCCCCGUUCUCUGCCUCGGUGUCUGUCUGCUGCUGCUGCCGGAACCUGCGGGCAGCGAGGGAGCCGUUCCCAUUGCUAUCACCUGCUUUACCCGAGGCCUGGACAUCAGGAAAGAGAAAGCAGAUGUCCUCUGCCCAGGGGGCUGCUCUCUUGAGGAAUUCUCCGUAUUUGGGAACAUAGUGUAUGCAUCUGUAUCAAGCAUAUGUGGUGCAGCUAUCCACAGGGGAGUAAUCAGCAACUCAGGGGGACCUGUACGAAUAUAUAGCCUACCAGGUCGAGAAAACUAUUCCUCAGUAGUUGCCAAUGGCAUUCAGUCUCAAACACUUUCCAGAUGGUCUGCUUCUUUCACAGUGACAAAAGGUAAAAGUGGUACCCAGGAGGCCACAGGACAAGCAGUGUCCACAGCACGUCCAUCAACAGGUAAACGACUAAAGAAAACACCUGAAAAGAAAACUGGCAAUAAAGACUGUAAAGCAGACAUUGCAUUUCUGAUUGAUGGAAGUUUUAAUAUUGGGCAGCGCCGAUUUAAUCUACAGAAGAAUUUUGUUGGCAAAGUGGCUCUAAUGUUGGGAAUUGGAACAGAAGGACCACACGUGGGCCUUGUUCAAGCCAGUGAACAUCCCAAAAUAGAAUUUUAUUUGAAAAACUUUACAUCAGCCAAAGAUGUUUUGUUUGCCAUAAAGGAAGUAGGUUUCAGAGGGGGUAAUUCCAAUACAGGAAAAGCCUUGAAGCAUACCGCCCAGAAAUUCUUCACAGCAGACGCUGGAGUAAGAAGAGGGAUCCCCAAAGUGGUGGUGGUAUUUAUUGAUGGCUGGCCUUCUGAUGACAUUGAGGAAGCAGGCAUUGUGGCCAGAGAGUUUGGUGUGAAUGUAUUUAUAGUUUCUGUGGCCAAGCCUAUCCCUGAAGAACUGGGGAUGGUUCAGGAUGUUGCAUUUGUUGACAAGGCUGUCUGUCGGAACAAUGGCUUCUUCUCUUACCACAUGCCCAACUGGUUUGGCACCACGAAAUAUGUAAAGCCUCUGGUACAGAAGCUCUGCACUCACGAGCAAAUGAUGUGCAGCAAGACCUGCUAUAACUCCGUGAACAUUGCCUUUCUAAUUGAUGGUUCCAGCAGUGUUGGAGACAGUAAUUUUCGCCUCAUGCUUGAGUUUGUUUCCAACAUAGCCAAGACUUUUGAAAUCUCAGACAUUGGUGCCAAGAUUGCUGCUGUGCAGUUCACCUAUGAUCAGCGCACAGAAUUCACUUUCACUGAUUACAGCACCAAAGAGAAUGUCCUAGCUGUUAUCAGAAACAUUCGCUACAUGAGCGGUGGAACAGCUACAGGUGAUGCCAUUUCCUUCACUGUUAGAAACGUGUUUGGUCCUGUGAGGGAUAGCCCCAACAAGAACUUCCUGGUAAUUGUCACAGACGGGCAGUCCUAUGACGAUGUUCGAGGCCCUGCUGCUGCUGCACACGAUGCAGGUAUUACCAUCUUUUCUGUUGGAGUGGCUUGGGCACCUUUGGAUGACCUGAAAGAUAUGGCCUCUAAACCAAAGGAGUCACAUGCUUUCUUCACAAGAGAGUUCACAGGAUUAGAACCAAUUGUUUCCGACGUCAUCAGAGGCAUUUGUAGAGAUUUCUUGGAAUCCCAGCAAUAAUGGUAACAUUUUGACAACUGUCAAAAGAAAGAAAAAGUGUAAGAGGAUGUAAUGUAUAAGUCAUUUUCUCCUAAUACGAAAUACUAUAUAGCAUACUAGGACCAGAUACAAAACUAUAUUAAAAAUGCCAACAGCUGUUUCAAGCAAAUAAGCAUUCAUUUAAAGCUACUACCUUCUAAUUACAAUUUAGAAUUAUUAAACACUCUGCUGAGGCUUCAUAAUCAUGACCCUUAUAAACUCUGGAAACAGGAGAUAUUGUGGAUCCGAAUCUUAAGAAUUCUAAAAUGUGUAUUAAAUGUACAGAGACAUAAAUUCCAUAGCUCAAUAAAAGAAUCUGAUACUGAGAACAAAAGCAACAUUCCUUCGCUCAUCAUUCUGUAUUAAAUAUAUAAAGAGAAUGAAACUUAAAUAGUUCUUUAACUCAGUUCAUAUGUAAGUCAUUUUUCCCAUAAUGGAUGUUGUCUUAAAACCAAUGAGUUAUUACUUAAUAAAAAGUUUUAUGAAUGAAAUGGAAGGGAAUGAAGUAUCAAGCUUCUUUUGUAGUGUAUUUUCACAGUAACAUGACUGAACUAUCUCACUAAGAUAGAAUUGUCUGAUAUUUUUCUAUUUAUAUCCUUAAUUUUAUAUGUGUAUAGAUAUAUUUGGCUUAUACUCUAAAAGUCAUCCAUGUACUGAAAAAAAUGUUGGUAAAUUUUUACUUACCACUUUAAACAUUUGGCUUUAAGGAAAAUCACUUAUUGAAAAUGGAACUGCAGGAAAAAUUAUUGUAGUUUGACCAAGCAAUAAAACUGUUAGUGACUAU